This is a messenger RNA of Sorex fumeus (smoky shrew), 1271 nucleotides long. RefSeq names its product potassium channel tetramerization domain containing 17 (gene KCTD17). Lineage: Eukaryota; Metazoa; Chordata; Mammalia; Eulipotyphla; Soricidae. Gene Ontology annotation, biological process: proteasome-mediated ubiquitin-dependent protein catabolic process; protein homooligomerization. Gene Ontology annotation, molecular function: cullin family protein binding. Bases 25 to 987 code for a protein of 320 amino acids. The transcript has 9 exons. The record is from RefSeq and is a predicted model, not a curated record. Gene Ontology annotation, cellular component: cytoplasm; Cul3-RING ubiquitin ligase complex.
CCUGCAGCCGGCGCGCCCGAAGGGAUGCAGUCGCCGCGGCGAGCGAUGAGGAUGGAGGCCGGGGAGGCAGCGCCGCCGGCGGGGGCGGGGGGCCGCGCCGCGGGCGGCUGGGGCAAGUGGGUGCGGCUCAACGUGGGGGGCACGGUGUUCCUGACCACCCGGCAGACGCUGUGCCGCGAGCAGAAGUCCUUCCUCAGCCGCCUGUGCCAGGGCGAAGAGCUGCAGUCGGACCGGGACGAGACCGGGGCCUACCUCAUUGACCGCGACCCCACCUACUUCGGGCCCAUCCUGAACUUCCUGCGGCAUGGCAAGCUGGUGUUGGACAAGGACAUGGCGGAAGAGGGGGUCCUGGAGGAGGCUGAGUUCUACAACAUUGGCCCGCUGAUCCGCCUCAUCAAGGACCGGCUGGAGGAGAAGGACUACACCGUGACCCAGGUGCCACCCAAGCACGUGUACCGGGUGCUGCAGUGCCAGGAGGAGGAACUCACGCAGAUGGUGUCCACCAUGUCCGACGGUUGGCGCUUCGAGCAGCUGGUGAACAUCGGCUCGUCCUACAACUACGGCAGUGAGGACCAGGCCGAGUUCCUGUGCGUGGUGUCCAAGGAGCUGUACAGCGCCCCCCACGGGCUCAGCUCUGAGUCCAGCCGCAAGACCAAGAGCACCGAGCAGCCGCUGGAGGAGCAGCCGCAGGAGGAGGAGGAGGAGGAGGUGGAGGUGGAGCGGGUGCAGGUGGAGGCAGAGCCCCAGGAGAAAGCCCGGUCAUCUCAGGAUCCCGCUAACCUUUCCUCCCUCCCACCGCCUCCUCCUCCUCCGCUCCCCGCGGGAGGUCCCCGUCUGCCCCCUCGCAGACCCGAGGCCACGCGCGCACUGAGGGCUGCUGCUCGGCCCCUCGCCCGCCCCCCGAGCUGCCACCCCUGCUGUUACAAGCCAGAGGCACCCGGAUGUGAGGCCCCAGAUCACCUCCAGGGACUUGGGGUUCCGAUCUGAAAUCCUUUAUUUUUGUAUCAUGGGCUGGGCCCCUCCCGCACCCCUGCCUCUGUCUGCACCUGCCUGCGGGGGCCGCGUGGGGCCCGAUGUGGGCCCCAGGACCCAGGCAGGGCCGCCCGCUGGUGGCCCACAUGUCACUCUGCCCGGCUGCCAGCUGUGUCUCUUGGGGCCCCUCCAUCCCCACCCCUGGCUGCAUGGCAGAUGCAUUCCCUCCCAGCCCGGUCUCAGUCUCCCCACCUGUGAAAUGGGCCAGCACUUCCCACACCUCCCCGGCCGGGUUGUCG